AUGAAGAGUGUUUUCGCUUUCGCUUUCGCUCGACCCUCGCGCGCCGCCCAAGCUCUCCAAGCUCAAGCUCCUCCCCCCAACCACACCGACAAAUACCUAAACGGCCACGCCUCCUACCUCCGCUGCUCCGACUGCGCCGUACACCUCUGCCUGACCUCCCAAAUAAUCAGCAAAGGCUUCACAGGUCGACACGGACGCGCAUACCUCGUAUCAGGCGAGGUAUCCAGCAGCGCGGCGCCGGCCGUAUCAGUCAGUGCAUCAUCAUCUGCAACAGCAUCGCUACCCAAUACACUCUUACAACAACCCGUUCCUCGCCAACUAGUCACAGGCGCACACACAGUCAGCGAUGUCUGCUGUGCAUUUUGCGGCAGUGUGCUAGGCUGGAAAUACGUUGCUGCUGAGGAGGAGUCUCAGCGGUAUAAAGUGGGAAAGUUCAUUCUUGAGACUAAGAAGACUAUGGCUACUUCUUGCUGGGAGUCCCCGCCGCCAGAGCCAGAUGAUCAUCAAGUUCAAGUCGACGCCGAUCUGCGAAGGGGAGAGCGGGAGGACCACCGGGGUGAUGUGUGCGCGAAGGCAGAGGUCGAAUUUGAUAGCCAGGAUGAAGAUGAAUGUGAGGACCUGUUCGCUGGUAUAUGGAGUUCUGGUUUGGCUAGUCGUCGCCGAAGUCGUAAGGUUGGGCGGAAACCUACGAUGUUUGGAAUUUCGUGA
Molecule: messenger RNA, 708 nt
Organism: Penicillium waksmanii
Lineage: Eukaryota; Fungi; Ascomycota; Eurotiomycetes; Eurotiales; Aspergillaceae
Product: yippee/mis18 family protein
Exons: 2
Coding region: 1-708 (235 amino acids)
Source: RefSeq, a predicted model, not a curated record